AUGUUUCGUGCGUGGAUCGCUCAGGACCAAGCCAUCCUCUCAGCCAUCCAGUCUUCCCGGGGUGAGGGUGUGGCCUGGCUCGGCCUCUUUGCUGCAUCUUCUCACGAGGUGUGGGACAUCCUGGAGUCGAGUUUUUCGUCUCAAUCUACUGCUCAGUCCAUGGCCAUCCGUGCCAAGCUUGGUGAAACUCGCAAGGACAAUGGUACGGUGACCGCCUUCUACAACAAGGUCAAGAAGUUGUCCGACACUCUUGCUUCCAUUAGAGAGCCCCUUUGUGACAGCGAGUUCACGUCCUUCAUCCUAGCCGGCCUUAACAGCGACUACGACUCGCUUGCCGAGGUGCUUAAUGAACGCAAGGAGCCUAUUCGUCCUCAGGAACUCUACAGCCGUCUCAUGUCUACGGAGCAACGGCUCAAUGCGCGCCGCCCCGACGUCUCCAUCGACUCCUCCGUCAAUGCCGUCUACCGCGGCAAAGGCGGCAGCCGUGGCUCCCCUGCAGCUUCGUCCUCGGGUGGGGGGGGGCAAGUCCGGUGGUGCGUCCCCUGCCCAGCAGCAGGCCCCGCGUCCUGGCGCCUCGGUGGUUGUCGUCGACGGCCGCGCCUGCGCCUGCUGUACUGCCUGUGGUGCGGCUCAGCCGUGUCAGCUCUGUGA
Messenger RNA from Aegilops tauschii subsp. strangulata, 651 nucleotides. Lineage: Eukaryota; Viridiplantae; Streptophyta; Magnoliopsida; Poales; Poaceae. The record is from RefSeq and is a predicted model, not a curated record.